AUGGAGAAUGUCAAGUUUGCACCAAGUUCUGAAGAGAAUCCGCUUUCUCCUGACUCCCUGAAUGAAACCCUGAUGCCCAGAAUUGGAUACACUGUGCUGUCCAUUAUCAUGGGCGUAUUCUCCACCGCUGCAUUUGUUCUUAAUGUGACGGUUAUUGUGGUGACACUUCAGCACAGGAAGCUGAGGCAUCCUCUGAACUAUGCCCUGGUGAACCUGGCAGUAGCAGACUUGGGAGUGACUGUGACUGGGGGGCUCCUGGCGGUGGUGACAAACGGCAUGGGCUACUUCAGCCUGGGGAGGAUCGGCUGUGUGAUCGAAGGGUUCGCUGUGGCUUUCUUUGGCAUUGCAGCGCUGUGCACAGUGGCAGUCAUCGCAGUGGAACGCUUCAUCGUGGUCUGCAAGCCUCUGGGUUUCAUUAUGUUCCAAACAAGGCAUGCUGUGGCAGGGGUGGCAUUCUCUUGGGUCUGGUCCUUCAUAUGGAACACACCACCUCUGUUUGGCUGGGGGAGCUACCAGCUCGAGGGGGUAAAGACCUCUUGUGCCCCGGAUUGGUACAGCAGAGACCUGGGGAAUAUCUCCUAUAUCCUGUGCUACUUCCUUUUGUGCUUCGCCAUUCCAUUCAGCAUCAUUGUGAUCUCCUAUGCAUGGCUACUGUGGGCACUGCGGCAGGUGACCAGACUCCAGAUGUGUGGGGGCUCCACUGCUAGAGUGGAGGUCCAGGUGACCCGCAUGGUCAUUGUGAUGGUACUGGCCUUCCUGCUCACCUGGCUGCCCUAUGCUGCCUUUGCACUGGCAGUUAUCAUUGACCACGAUCUUCACAUCAACCCCAUCAUUGCUACUAUCCCCAUGUAUCUGGCCAAGAGCAGUACUGUCUUCAACCCCAUCAUUUACAUUUUCAUGAACAAACAGUUUAGGGAUUGCGCUGUACCAUUCCUUCUUUGUGGAAGAAAUCCAUGGGCUUCGGAGCCUGAGGGAUCAGAAGCAGAAACCACCAUCUCCAUUGUCAACAAAAGCCCCAAAGUCUCUCCUGCAUAA
Messenger RNA from Conger conger (European conger), 1035 nucleotides. RefSeq names its product parapinopsin a (gene parapinopsina). NCBI's taxonomy places the organism in Eukaryota, Metazoa, Chordata, Actinopteri, Anguilliformes, Congridae. The transcript has 4 exons. Gene Ontology annotation, molecular function: G protein-coupled receptor activity. The record is from RefSeq and is a predicted model, not a curated record. Gene Ontology annotation, cellular component: membrane; photoreceptor outer segment. Gene Ontology annotation, biological process: visual perception; G protein-coupled receptor signaling pathway. Bases 1 to 1035 code for a protein of 344 amino acids.